GUGCCCGCUCAUUCUCGUAUCCGCCGCCGGGGCCUUCACACCGCCUUCCUUAAACCCGAGACGCCCUUCACGUCUCCCAGCGCGGCGUGCGUGCCCCCGGACGCCUCGCCCAUGGCUCGCCGGGCCAGCCGUCCAGGGCCGCUACCAUGAGGCACUGCAUUAACUGCUGCAUCCAGCUGUUCCCCGACGACGCGCACAGACAGCGGGCCGGCGGCCGCGAGGGCCCCCGCCCGGGUCGCCAGGAGGGCCCCGCGUGCCAGGGAGAAGACAAGAUCGUGUUCUGCGUGGACGGGAAGCAGAUGAACUUGCUCGCCGUCCUCGAAGUGCGGGCCGAGGGGAGCGAGAGCUGGGGCGGGCUUCUGCGCUUCCGGAAGGGGAAGCGAUGCAGCCUGGUCUUCGGACUGAUAAUCAUGACCUUGGUGACAGCCUCUUACAUCCUUUCGGGGGCCCACCAGGAGCUGCUGAUCGCCUCGCCGUUCCGUUACGGACCCUUCCCCAGCAACCCCGGCUGGGUGGACGGUGAGAGCCCGGCCGAGGCCAGGGAGCCGCACCACCAGCCCCCGGUCAGCAACAUCUCCUACGUGAAGGACUACCCGAGCGUGAGGCUGAUCAUCAGCAGCAUCGCUGCCCGCAUCGAGUUCACCACCAGGCAGCUCCCGGACGCAGACGACCUCAGGAAGCAGGAGUCGCACAUGUUCUCAGUGAUCCCGAGCAAAUUCCUCCCGAGCAGCAAGAACCCGUGCUGGUACGAGGAGUUCGCGGGCCGGAACACCAGCGACCCCUACCUGACCAACUCCUACGCCCUGUACUCCAAGCGCUUCCGCUCCACCUUCGACGCACUGCGCAAGGCCUUCUGGCGCCACCUGGCCCACGCCGGGGGCAGGCACUACCGCCUGCGCUGCCUGCCCGGCUUCUACAUCAUCGGGCAGCCCAAGUGCGGCACCACCGACCUGUACGACCGCCUGCGGCUGCACCCCGAGGUGAAGUUCUCCGCCAUCAAGGAGCCACACUGGUGGACAAGGAAGCGCUUCGGAAUCGUUCGCCUGCGAGACGGGCUGCGGGACCGCUACCCCGUGGAGGACUACCUGGACCUCUUCGACCUGGCCGCGCACCAGAUCCACCAAGGGCUGCAGGCCGGCUCCGCCCAGGGGCACGGCAAGAUGAGUAGAAUCAUGAUCGGGGAGGCCAGCGCCUCCACCAUGUGGGACAACAACGCCUGGACCUUCUUCUACGACAACAGCUCGGACGGCGAGCCCCCCUUCCUGACGCAGGACUUCAUCCACGCCUUCCAGCCGGACGCAAAGCUGAUCGUCAUGCUCAGGGACCCCGUGGAGAGGCUGUACUCCGACUAUCUCUACUUCGCCAGUUCGAACAAGUCUGCGGAUGACUUCCACGACAAAGUGACGGAGGCCCUGCAGCUGUUCGAGAACUGCAUGCUCGACUACUCCUUGCGCGCCUGUGUCUACAACAACACCCUCAGCAACGCCCUGCCCGUGCGGCUGCAGGUCGGCCUCUACGCCGUGUACCUCCUGGACUGGCUCACCGUCUUCAGGAAGGAGCAGUUCCUGGUCCUCCGCCUGGAAGACCACGCCUCGGACGUCAAGCACACCAUGCACCGGGUCUUCCAGUUUCUCAGUCUCGGGCCCUUGAGCGAGAAGCAGGAGGCCCUGAUGACCAAGAGCCCCGCGUCCAACGCCCGGCGGCCCGAGGACCGCAGCCUGGGGCCCAUGUGGCCGGUCACGCAGAGGAUCCUGCGGGACUUCUACGAGCCUUUCAACGCCCGGCUGGCGCAGGUCCUGGCCGACGAGGCCUUCACCUGGAGGGAGACGUGAGGCCCGGCCCCCGCCGCCGGCCCGGGGCCUGCGGCUUCGCUGUCACCGUCGUUUGAAAGCCUCCCUCUGAGGGGAGCCACCGUACUCAGAGCCAGGAGGGAACCCCGAGAUUCGAGGCUUCCUUCCCUCCCAGGCUCGUGUGGAUUGGGACCUUCCAGAAUUUCCUUUGCGACGUCUAACAGCCCGCACCGGCCCUUCGCCACGCUCCUCCGCCCUGGGCCGCCGGGAGCCCCCCUGCUGGACGGACCGCCUUCUGUUCCCAGCCCUGCCUGCCCGGGGCCCCUGCUCCUGGGGUGAGGCUGGAGGGGACCCCUGGGGCCUGGCACUCGACUGCUCUGGGGUCCGGCCGAGCACACUCGAGGUCAUGCUGUGGGGCCCGCUAGCUCUCCCCCAUCACAUCCAGUUCCGGAACAUUCUGUGGCUCCCUACCCGCCUGGCAGAGAUGGAGGUGUUCUCAUCCCCCCGCCCCCCUUCACCCCACAGUCAGCCCUUCGUCCCUUCAGAGACGAACCCCGUGGCCUCUCGGACCGCCCUCCACUCUGUUCUCCUGGACUUGGGUCUAACACAGAGGGUGAGACAGGCAGCGCGCCAGCCGGAGCUCCCCUCCUGCCUCUUU
Phyllostomus discolor (pale spear-nosed bat) is the source of this 2448-nucleotide messenger RNA. It is a transcript of the gene CHST15, whose product is annotated as carbohydrate sulfotransferase 15. Bases 147 to 1832 code for a protein of 561 amino acids. The transcript is spliced from 7 exons. Gene Ontology annotation, biological process: hexose biosynthetic process. The record is from RefSeq and is a predicted model, not a curated record. Gene Ontology annotation, molecular function: N-acetylgalactosamine 4-sulfate 6-O-sulfotransferase activity. Lineage: Eukaryota; Metazoa; Chordata; Mammalia; Chiroptera; Phyllostomidae.